This is a messenger RNA of Prunus avium (sweet cherry), 1934 nucleotides long. RefSeq names its product carotenoid 9,10(9',10')-cleavage dioxygenase 1-like. The record is from RefSeq and is a predicted model, not a curated record. Gene Ontology annotation, biological process: carotene catabolic process. Gene Ontology annotation, cellular component: chloroplast stroma. NCBI's taxonomy places the organism in Eukaryota, Viridiplantae, Streptophyta, Magnoliopsida, Rosales, Rosaceae. Gene Ontology annotation, molecular function: carotenoid dioxygenase activity.
AUGGCAGUCUCUACUUAUGCUUUACAAGUAAAUGGAUCUUUUCAAACCCAUUUCAUCUCUCAGAGUUUUAAUCACCUGAAAACCUCACUUUCCUCAACUGUUAAGCCUCUAUUCAAAGAGUUGCAGCAACUUCAAAUCAAGAAGGUGAAUAAUGUCUCUGAAACCAUGAAAAACACUUCUGGGAAAAUGUUAGAUGCACUUAUCAACUCCAUGUUCAAAUUUGUGGAUCAACCAUUGCUCCCUUCUCAGAAAAACUUUGCUCCAGUUGAAGAGAUUGGCAGCCUUGUUGAGAUCAACUGCACUGAAGGAGAAAUUCCCCCAGAUUUUGCUGAGGGUGUUUUCAUAAGAAACGGUAACAAUCCAUUAUUUGGAGGUCUGAAAUCAGCAGUGUCGAUUUUUGGACAAUCAAGCCACACUUGGGUAGAGGGAGAAGGCAUGCUUCAUGCACUCUACUUAAAAAAAGAUGGUGAUGGAAGUUGGAUUAUCUCCUACAACAACAGAUAUGUUGAGACUGAAACAUUUAAGCUAGAGAAACAGAAGCACAACAAGCCAUGUUUCUUACCAGCCCUAGAAGGAGAUGCAGCAGCAGUUAUAGCAGCAUAUAUUCUGAAUGGGUUGAGAUUUGGCGAUGUCAAUAAAUACUUAAGCAACACCAAUGUCUUUAUGCAUUCAGGGAGGGUUUACUCGAUUACAGAGAAUUAUCUGCCUCAAGAGUUGGACAUCUCAACCUUAGAAACUCUUUCUGAUUGGGAUGUCAAUGGAGGUUGGGAUCGACCUUUCACCAGCCAUCCCAAGAAAGCUCCAAACUCUGGAGAACUAGUCAUAAUGGGGACAGAUGCAAAGAAACCUUACUAUGUUCUGGGGGUUAUCUCUGCUGAUGGAAAGAACCUGCAUAAGGUUGAUCUCAAAUUCAAAAGAAGUGUGCUUAGCCAUGAUAUUGGAGUCACACAGAAGUACAAUGUAAUCAUUGAUCAUCCCCUCACAAUGGAUUUGAAAAGACUCGUCAUGGGUGGCCAAUUAAUGAAGUAUGAAAAGGAAGGGUAUGCGAGGAUUGGGGUGAUGCCACGCUACGGUGAUGCAGAGUCAGUCAAAUGGUUUGAGGUACAAACCAAUUGCACAUUUCACAUUCUCAACUGUUUUGAGGAGGGUAAUGAGGUUGUAGUGAGGGGAUGUAGGGCUCUAUCAUCUUUCAUACCAGGCCCUGAUGGUGGUUUAAACAAGUAUGAGUGGUACUCAAAAGGGUUCAACUUUGAAGCUCCUGCUAGCAAAGAUUUGGCUGCAGAGGUUGGAUAUCUGCUUUCUCGUUUGUAUGAGUGGAGACUGAACAUGGUAACUGGGCAAGUUAAGGAGAGGAAUUUAACUGGAACUGAAUUCUCCAUGGAUUUCCCUUUCAUCAAUGAACAAGUAACUGGUUUGAAACACAAAUAUGGCUACACCCAAGUCAUUGAUUCUAUUGCAAGCUCUAACUCAGCCAUGGGUAAAUAUGGAUCUCUAGCCAAAUUAUAUUUGGAGGAAUCAAACUCUACGCCGUCUCUGGUGGGCAAGUGUGAGGAGUUGAUAAAGAUAGAAUACCAUAAGUUUGAGGACAACAACUUUUGCAGUGGAAGCGUUUUUGUGCCUAGACAUGAAGGCACGGAGGAAGAUGAUGGCUGGGUUAUCUCUUUUGUCCACAAUGAAGAAACGGAUGUCACCCAAGUUCAUGUGAUUGAUGCAAGGAAGUUCGAGGGUGAGGCCAUUGCAAAGCUGACAUUGCCACAGCGAGUGCCAUAUGGUUUUCAUGCAACUUUUGUUCCAAUGCCUUGUCAAUCUUAGCAAUUUACAUUAUGGUGAUUAUCUUCCUAGAUUCUCAUGAGGUGCAAUUUAAGCCACAAAAGUUUAGCCUCAACUGUUUGGCUGCUUUGGUAUCGUAUUAAUGGAUGUUAAGAAAUAAAUAA